AUGACGGUCGCCGUAUCGUCUCGCCGGCCGACGACGACGAUCGGCGCGAUCGGAGCCCUCACGCUUCAGCUCGUGGCGACAGCGCUGGCGGGCCCGAUAGCCCUGCCUGGUUGCCCGGAGAGCUGCGGCGGCGUACAAGUGCCGUACCCGUUCGGGAUCGGCCGGGGCUGCUUCCACCAAGGCUUCAACCUCACCUGCGACGAGGCGCAGCACCCGGCGAAGCUGCUGCUAGGGGAAGGGGACGGCGCAGAUCAGGUGCUCGGCAUCUCCUUGCCGGACUGCACGGUGCGCAUCCAGAGGAAAAUCUCGUGGUCACAGUACGCCGCCGAGUUCAACGGCUCAUGGUCCGUUCCGACGCCGGACGACGGGCCCUUGAUGGUGUCGAGCGCGCGCAACUCCUUCGUGGCGUUCGGGUGCAGCGUGCUGGCGAGGCUCAUCCCCUACGACACCCUUGGCCCGCUUACCUACUCCAGCGUCUGCGCCGCCGGCUGCAUCCACACACCCGAUGCCUCCUCGUGCUCCGGCAUGGGCUGCUGCCGCACGUCCAUCGCGUCUCUCGGCGCCGACCUCCCGUCGUACGGCAUCCAGGUUAAGCAUCUGGAAGGGGGAACCGGCCGCUACUACCAUAGAGCAGCUUUCAUAGUUGAUCAGGAGUGGUUCAGCAGAGUCGAGGCCGAGAUGGCGAGAAACUUCAGCAACCUGUUUUUUCCAAUCGGUGCUUUUCCGGUGAUGGUGGAUAGUGUUCCGGUGGUGCUGGAGUGGUCGUUGGAUCUAAUACGCGACGCAGACUUGUUCGUGUUGUCGCCUAUAGGUCCCCGAUCUUCUGACUUCAGAGGCCUAAGCUCAAACAGUUUUUCCUAUACUAUCGGUGGAAAUUACGACCGAAGACGGUGCAACUGUUCUCACGGAUACGAGGGCAAUCCCUAUAUUGGUGAUGGAUGCCAAGAUAUUGACGAGUGCCAGCUGCCAGAUAUUUACCCAUGUCAUGGAACCUGCAUCAAUGUGCCUGGGACAUACCGAUGCUCAUCAAAGAAAAGCAUCAGGAGCCUUCCUGGCUUAAUUGCUAUAAUAGCAACAAGUGCUGGUUUUGGCCUACUAUUUUCAAUUCUGGGUGUUGCAAACGUCAUCAAUAAACUCAAGCAAAGAAGGGCAAAACUUCUAAGGCAGAAGUUUUUCAAGAGAAACCAUGGAUUGCUUCUACAGCAGUUAAUCUCUUCAAAUAAAGACAUAGCUGAAAGGAUGAAGAUUUUUAGCUUUGAAGAACUAGAGCAAGCAACCAACAAGUUUGACCAGAAUCGCAUCCUUGGUGGUGGAGGUCAUGGCAUAGUCUACAAAGGCAUCUUAUCUGAUCAACGUGUCGUUGCCAUCAAGAAGUCUAAAAUUGUGGUUCAAAGGGAAAUUGAUCAGUUCAUAAAUGAGGUUGUUAUACUUUCGCAGACUAACCAUAGAAAUGUGGUGAAGCUCUUUGGUUGUUGUCUUGAGACUGAAGUUCCUUUACUAGUUUAUGAGUUCAUAUCAAAUGGAACCCUAUCGUACCAUCUUCAUGGACAAUAUGAAAACCCUCUAGUUUGGAAUGAUAGACUAAGGAUUGCACUGGAAACUGCAAGAGCAAUUGCUUAUCUACAUUGUGCAGCUUCCAUAUCAGUGUUCCAUAGAGAUAUCAAAUCUGCAAACAUACUGCUUACCGAUACUUUAACAGCAAAAGUGUCAGAUUUUGGAGCUUCAAGGUCAAUUUCAAUAGAUGAAACAGGAAUACAGACUGCCAUCCAAGGAACUCAUGGUUACCUGGAUCCUGAAUAUUAUUACACUAGUCGACUCACCGAGAAGAGUGAUGUCUACAGCUUUGGUGUAAUUUUAGCAGAGCUACUAACAAGGGUUAAACCGGUAUUCUCUACACAUUCAUCAGAAGGCAAAAGCCUAGCAUCACACUUCGUGUCUAUGAUAAAAGACUGUUGCUUGCUAGAUAUUCUAGAUCCACAAAUUGUUGAAGAGGGAGGGUCCGAAGAUGCUGAGGUUAUUGCAAGGCUUGCAGAAACAUGCUUAAGCUUAAAAGGUGAAGAAAGGCCUACAAUGAGACAAGUGGAGAUAAUUCUCGAAAAUAUACUAGGAUCAAAGGUCCACUCCAGUUCUCGAGUUUCGAGGACAAUUCAAAUUGUUCUUAAAGAUCAGUCAAGCAACCAAAGCAAAGGCAAUGAAGGAACUAGGCUAUACAGCUUGGAGAAAGAGUUCAUACAAUCAUCUGAAAUUCCAAGAUGA
Miscanthus lutarioriparius is the source of this 2256-nucleotide messenger RNA. The record is from the annotation of a GenBank genome assembly. Lineage: Eukaryota; Viridiplantae; Streptophyta; Magnoliopsida; Poales; Poaceae.